Molecule: messenger RNA, 1295 nt
Organism: Phragmites australis (common reed)
Lineage: Eukaryota; Viridiplantae; Streptophyta; Magnoliopsida; Poales; Poaceae
Product: transcription factor VIP1-like
Exons: 4
Coding region: 87-1067 (326 amino acids)
Biological process (GO): regulation of DNA-templated transcription
Cellular component (GO): nucleus
Molecular function (GO): DNA-binding transcription factor activity
Source: RefSeq, a predicted model, not a curated record
CGAGCUCUCACACACUUCACCCGACCGCCGCCGCCGUCGCAGCGAAGUGUAAAGGGCUAACGACCUCGCCGCCGGCGUUGAGCUACAUGGACCCGCGCUUCCCGCUGCCGGCGGUGCCGGCGCCGACCUCGGGCAGCGGCCGGGGGCACCACCGGCGGGCCCACUCGGAGACGUUCCUGCGCCUCCCCGACGCGGACCUCCUCCUCGACCUCGACCCCGACGGCGACUUCUCCUUCUCCGACCUCGACUUCCCCUCCCUCUCCGACGACUCCCUGGCCGCCUCCGACCCCACCCCGCCGCCGCCGCCACCGCCGCAGGCCCUGGCCCCGGCCCCCGCGCCCCGGCACCCCGGCGGGGGUGGGGCCCACACGAGGAGCCUCUCCCUCGACGCCGCCUUCUUCGAGAGCCAAGCCUUUCAGGGCGGAGGAGGUGGCGGCGGGGGCGGGCAUAAGAGGAGCGGGUCCAUGGAUGGGGUCAGCUCGCCGUUCGAAGGCGAGUCGGCGCUGUCGAGCGGCCUGCCGGACUACGCGAAGAAGGCCAUGCCCACCGAGAGGAUCGCCGAGCUCGCGCUCAUCGACCCCAAGCGCGCAAAGAGGAUUCUAGCAAACAGGCAGUCGGCGGCGAGGUCGAAGGAGAGGAAGAUCAAAUACACUAGUGAACUGGAGAGGAAGGUCCAGACUCUGCAGACGGAGGCCACCACGCUAUCAGCACAGCUCACGCUUCUCCAGAGGGAUACAACUGGUUUAACUGCUGAGAAUAGAGAGCUCAAGCUCCGGUUGCAGUCCAUGGAAGAGCAAGCUAAACUGCGGGAUGCUUUAAAUGAAGCCCUGCGAGAAGAAGUCCAGCGACUAAGGAUAGCUGCAGGGCAAGCCGCAAACAUGAAUGGGAAUCCUUUCAACGGUGGUCUCCAUCAGCAGAUCCCAUCCUAUUUCUCUCAAGAGCAGCAGAUGGGUUACUUUGGUGGACACCAAGCUCAGCAUCACAAUCCAAGCCAUCUCCAGAGUUCAUCGAACGGGGGCCAGUCGCUGAGUGGUCAGUCCCUAAACGACUCCAUGGAUUUCAUAUGAGUCGCUGAGUGGUCAGUUCCUAAAUGACUGCAUGGAUUUCAUAUGAGUCGCUGAGUGGUCAGCAUUGUAAAGAUAGCUGAUGUACAUUGUAUGCAUAUGACUCAUUGAUAGGGUAGUUAGCUCUUUGUAUCAUCAAUCAGAAAGUAAUCCUUGUAUGACAUAUUAUUAUUCUUUUUUUUCUUUGUUGGUUUCUGGAGUAAUGCGUUUUUUUCCUGGUGGAAGGCUCUA